CAGGUCCGAGGCCGUCUGUGUCCUGGCUGUGCUAGACUAUGUAUGUGCCAUACUACUAUGUAUGUAUGUAUGGUAUUGUUCCGUGCCUCUCUCUUGUCUCCGUGUCGUAAUGCCAUCCCCCCUUGGCCCAUCCUCCGCUUCUUUUCAUACUUUGGCACCACCCUCGAUGGAUCAGUUGGUGGUAGUUAUGCAUGGUGGUAUUUUUUUCUCUUUUUGAGAACGAGCCUUGGGUCUUGGCACUCUUUUUCGAGUUUUUUGUGCCCUAGACAUUCUGUUAUAAAAGGGGACCUGUUCAGCCCAAGUUUGUAGUUGUGAAUCUUUAUCCUUCUCUGUAUACACACGGUCUUCCCGUCUGCUGCUCUCUCUCUCCCCAUCACACAGGAAAAAGCCAGACGAGAGAAACGGAAGAAAUCACAAGGAACAGAAAACAGAGUAGCUACGUUAUGGCUUGCGGCUUGUCGACAGCAAAAGACAUCCGACCAGCCUCGCGACUACGAGUCUGCCGCCUUCUUAACUGCCUAUAACAAGAACCCCCCCCUCUUUCCUAAACAAAUACACCCAGCAAAAAGACAAGAAAAAGCAUAGAGAAGAGAAAAACCGAAAACACUCUUCGGGAUCGUUGUUCCACUCCCUUCUCGUGAUGACGGGGUUCAAGGACAACCUCGUGCUAGAUCUAGUAUUUGCGGAUAACCGUUAAACAAAAACGCGGCCUACAAUGAUGAUGAGCUCGACUUUCCUCGAGUCUACCGGCGAGGGAGACGGAGCUGCGCGCUUCGGACGCAUGCCCGAUGACUGGAUGAACGGCAUCGACACUACCGCUAUGCCUUUCUCCAGCUUAGAUGCCCCCUACGAGGUUUCUACACAGCAGAACCCUCUUCAGUCUCCUGAGACGCCCAGUCUCGAUAACACCGUCUUCCCCUCCCCUCUAACAGACCUUGCCUACCUUGACCGUUCCUUUGGAGAUUUCUCCCCCAACGGCUACGCACUCCAUUCCACGACACCAGGUCAAUUCCCCGUCCAUCCUCCUCAUCGCACCUCAUCCGCCUUCUCAGAAGGCUACGACCUCUCCACAGCCAGUCCAUCUCUCGGCGCUGUCUGGCCAGCUCACGUCUCGCCGGCAGCAACAUUCCUACCCACGCCGCCCAUGGCAGACGAGCUAUCACCAGCUGAGUCUGAGCCUGAGGAAGAUAACCAGGAUGACGAUGAGGACUAUGACGAUGACUCGGAGCCAGCCAGCAAGAAGCGCAAGCGCUCAACGGCAACAAAGACAAGGGCAAAGGGCAAAGACGGACCUAAACGCAAUCCCACCCAGCUCCGCACUGCAUCGCGUGCUCCCAAGAAGCGCGCUAUUGCUCAGCCCAGACAUCCCAGCGAGACUACUGAGGAAGUCAAGGCGCGGGCUGCACACAACCAAGUUGAGCAGCAAUACCGCAAGCGUCUCAACACUCACUUUGAGCGUCUUCUCGCCGUCCUCCCUGCUCCCGGCACAGAAGGCGGUAUCGCCAAUGAUCGCCGCGUGAGCAAAGCUGAGGUGCUUGACCUCGCACGUGAGAGAAUUCGCGCGCUGGAGAAGCAGACGGCGAGGUUAGAAAGAGAAAGACGAGAGCUCCGGGGACGAAUAGCUCCUGAUACACGAAGGUGUUUGGUUUAGAAAUGUUCAAGUAGUUCCCUUAGGUACUGGAUGGUUAAAUGAUAUGGAAAAAAGGGGUUGGCGUAAGGUACCUAGGCAAAUGAUCGGACAUGAUGGCGAAUAUGGCACAACAAAACAAAAAAACUGCGGAUCGGAUCUUUAUUCUUUUUAAAAAAAAGUAUUAGAAAAACACAAAAACAAAGCAUGCUUGGAUCGGACGGUUAAAGGUUAGCGGUCACCGGUUAAUGGGUUUAGGAGUUGCUAUGACAUCGGUACCAGAACUGAAGCUUACGCAUUGGAGGAUAUCUUUAUGUUGUUUUGUUGAAUGUGCAAUUAUAUGCCCGGUGCGAUUGGUUAGAUACUUAAUCUCAGCUUCUUUUUUCC
This is a messenger RNA of Fusarium verticillioides 7600, 2014 nucleotides long. RefSeq lists its product as hypothetical. Gene Ontology annotation, molecular function: protein dimerization activity. Lineage: Eukaryota; Fungi; Ascomycota; Sordariomycetes; Hypocreales; Nectriaceae. Bases 716 to 1651 code for a protein of 311 amino acids. The record is from RefSeq and is a predicted model, not a curated record. The transcript is spliced from 2 exons.